AUGUCUGCAAUGGAAGGAUAUGUUUCAGUUAAAUAUGAGAAUUCAGGACCUCGACCUAAUGAAAUAAAAAUAUUUCAUCUUGAUGAAGAAGGAAAAUCUUAUGAACUGCUAGAAUUAGUAGAACCUAACAAGCCGAAAACAUUUAUAGUUUAUAAACAAACAGGCCAAUAUUUCAAAAUUGGUAAUAGUCAAACAACUCUGGAGGAAAUUAAGAAUAAUCGGGGUCCAUUUCGGAGAAUG
Molecule: messenger RNA, 240 nt
Organism: Dentiscutata heterogama
Lineage: Eukaryota; Fungi; Glomeromycota; Glomeromycetes; Diversisporales; Gigasporaceae
Source: the annotation of a GenBank genome assembly